Sordaria macrospora k-hell is the source of this 2730-nucleotide messenger RNA. The record is from RefSeq and is a predicted model, not a curated record. NCBI's taxonomy places the organism in Eukaryota, Fungi, Ascomycota, Sordariomycetes, Sordariales, Sordariaceae.
AUGACCGAAACAGCGAUUGACACUCGCUAUUUGUCGGCCGGCGCAAAUAGGUACGCCGCUGCCGCUGACUGGGGAGAAAAUGGCCUGGUGGCAUUUGGCGCAGACAUCAACGUCUGUCUCUGGAACCCUUCGAACACCGUUGGCAUCUCCCAGAUUCUGAGUGGUCAUACAGCUCAUGUACGGGCUGUCAAGUUCCUUCCUAGGUUGCAGGAUGAGAAGUCAACUUACCUCAUAAGCGGAGGUGACGACCAAAGCCUUCGGAUCUGGGCUGUCGACGGCGAGACGGGUGUCGCAACAUGUGUUCAAACUCUGCAGGAACACACCGCCCCUAUCAACUACCUCGCAGCUCUCAAGAUUCCCGUCGGCAGCACCAAGCGCUGUAUUUUCGUUUCGGGCGCGGCAGACUCUACCGUCAAGGUCUGGUCCUUGGACGUCUCAUCCGGCCAAGUCACCCUCCUCCAAACCAUCAAGACGGCGAAGAAAUCUUCACUGCGUCAACAGCAGACAACAACACACAACUCGAAUUCACCCGCAAGCCACCCUCCCGGCCACGAGAACUGGAUCCGAUCCCUCGAUUUCAUCCGCGAAAAGCCAAAGUCCGAAGCCGAAAGCGACAUUCUCCUCGCUUCAGCCAGCCAGGACAAGUACAUCAGGAUAUGGCGUAUUCACCAAGGCAGUGCGCUGUCCAUGCCCACCUCGGCCGCCUCAGAUGCCUCUGCUGCCGCCGCCGCCCUGACCCCCGGUCCGGCCAACAAGAUUCACAAGAUCAAGGUUGAGGGAGCUGACCCCGUCACUAACAAGUACUGCAUCAUGUUCGAGGCUCUGCUCCUUGGUCACGAAGACUGGAUCUACACCGCACGCUGGUGCCGCUCUCCUACCUCCACCACCUCCGACAGCGGCGAGGGUACCCUGCAACUCCUCUCAGCCUCAGCAGACAACUCGCUCUCCAUCUGGGAGUCUGACCCAGAGUCGGGUAUCUGGAUAACCGUCGCCCGUCUCGGCGAGGUCAGUCGCGAGAAGGGCGCCACCACAGCAACCGGCAGUAUCGGCGGUUUCUGGACGGGCAUGUGGUCGCCCUCGGGCACGACCGUCAUCACUCUCGGGCGCACCGGCAGCUGGCGCCGGUGGGAUUGGGACAGCGACGAUCAAGCGUGGAAGCAGAACUUUGCCGUAUCCGGCCACACCCGCGCUGUGACGGGCAUCUCGUGGUCCCGCAACGGCGUCUAUCUUUCGUCUACCAGCUCCGACCAAACUACCCGGCUCCACGCCGAAUGGGCCACCAACCCUACCUCUAGUGUCACAACCAGCAAGCGCACCUGGCACGAGAUGGCCCGCCCGCAAAUCCACGGCUACGACCUCAACUGCAUCGACUCCCUCUCCUCGACCUCCUUCGUCUCCGGCGCCGACGAGAAGCUCAUGCGCGUCUUCACCGAGCCCAAAGCCGUCGCGCGCAUGUUGAACAAGCUAACAGGCAGCUCAUCCGCCUUGUCCUCCUCGGAAUUCGACUCCCUCCCCGCCGACGCCGCCAACAUCCCCGUCUUGGGCCUCUCCAACAAAGCCAUCGACGUGAUCGACGACGACGCCGACGCCUCCGCUGCCGCAGGUGGUACCCCCGAUGGCGGCCGCGGCGGCGACGUCACUGCGCAAGACCGUGAAAACAUGCUCGACCCCGCAAGUAUGGUGCGCAAGUCUGCGCUGGAAAUCGACCACCCCCCCUUCGAGGAAUCACUCAGUCGGCACACCUUGUGGCCUGAGGUAGAAAAGCUCUACGGACACGGCUACGAAAUCUCCUGUCUUGCCGUCUCCCAUCCCACCGCUUCCUCCUCCACUCCAUCAUCCGGUCAGAAAGAAACGCACCUAAUCGCCUCAGCCUGCCGCGCCGCCUCGCUCAAUCAUGCCGUCAUCCGCCUCUUCGAAACCGACAAGUGGACCGAACUGCGCCCCCCGCUGAAAGCACACACAUCCACCAUCCACCGCCUGCGCUUCUCUUCCGACAACCAAUAUCUCCUUUCCGUAGGAAAAGAUCGCCAGUGGGCCGUCUUUCAGCGCGAUCCUGCAUCGAGCGCAGGGUACACCCUCCUGCAAAUUAACCCCAAGGGCCACAGUCGUAUGAUUCUUGAUUGCGCUUGGGCGCCCAAGACCUCAUCACCCUCAGCCUCUCCCGUGGACGUGGACGUGGAUGUAUUCGCCACAGCUGGCAGAGAUAAAGCUGUUAAGAUCUGGGUUAGGAGGAGGAUGAAUGCUUUACCUUCCAAGCCCAAGCAGGAGGGAGAGGGAGAGGGAGAGACGGAAAAGGAAAAGGAAAAGAAGAAAGAAGAAGAGUUUUCUUUGGGUUUGUCACUAACAGAAGACCAACCCAUUACGGCUCUAGACUUCGCUUCGACACCGUUGAGUGUUUCCGAGGAUGGCAGUAGUGCCAUCUUCCUGUUAGCCGUGGGCACGGAAAGCGGUAAACUAUCGGUAUUGGCGAUCAAGGUUACUACUAUCUCCUGUAGUAGCUCGUCGGAGGUUAGUGUGGCGGUGGCGGAGACGUUCAAGGUCGGGGAGCAGUUGUGGUUGCCAAAGGCGGUGAUGCAACUUGCUUGGAGGCCGAGGGUUAGGAAGAAUGGUGAUGGUGAGGGUGAGGAUGAUGACAGCGAUAAGGAGAAGGGUGAGAAGAAGAAGCAGGCGAGGGAGUUGGCUAUUGCUGGUGAGGAUGGGUCUUUGAGGAUAUAUGAGUUUUGUCUUUAG